AACUUGUUUAGGCUGCAGUGUUGAGCCGGACAGUCCCCGUGCGGACAGCUAACCCGUGUGUGAUUUUGUGUGUUUCAAUGGUGGCUCCUCCGCCCCUUACUAUUGGUGUUAUUUUCGGAGAGCUUCUGGACAGCUACCCUGUGACGGAACUUGAGUGAGAGGAAGGAGCAAAGCCAUUCCACCUAGUCCUCCCUCCCCUCAAGGUGCAACGAAUGUGACUUGCAAUUGCAGUGCAAUCACGUUGCAUUAUUUUGUCUAGCGAAGCGCGAUUUCAAUAUCCAGAGUGUAGCACACCGCUGACUUUUGAGGGACAAUUUUGGGGCUGACUAGUGUUGAAAGAGUAACUUCAGUGUGUGGAACCCCUGCAAGAGUGAGAUGUCCAAACAUUUCAGCGAAAUUUCACAAAUCGACUCGAAUAGUGUGAAAUGUAUAACAAUACACAUAUAAAUAUUUAUGAAUUUCAAAGUUAAGCAGAAGAAAAUUUGCAUAUUUGUUUUCGAAUCGUAAAACUGAUAUGCCAGUGUUUAUAUUGAGAAUUAAAUAACGGCAAGGAAAGAAGUUGAUUUUUUUUUAAAUAUUACUCUAAGAUCCAAUGCUUCAAGUGACCCUAAUAACAAUAAUUCUUUGAAGCAAUACAGGAAUAAACAUAGGCGAUCGAAGAGAAAGAGUGCAAUGAGAGAAGUAAUGAUAAUGCAUGUAUCUCGUUGGGGGCGAUAAAACAUGCUACUAACCAGGCGAUGAUUUGCAGUUGAUUGAACGAAACGUGUGAAAACAUCAAACCACCCUGCAAGUACAUACAGUUCAGUGUCGUUCAUACCGAACACGGAGAAGUUGCAAAAGUAAAAGGAAAAAUCGAAGAAAACACACAUAGAUAGAGUUGGUUACCAAACUCGUCAGUCUAGUUGAUACAAAACAUCAAAUCCGUGAAAAGUAACCAUCCGUAUUAAAGUGCGUGUAAAUACAAAAAAAAAAAUCGCCCAAUUGUAAAUACGACAUUUUCAAACUUUGUGGAUUAACUUGUUAAUAAGCAGUGAUUUUAACAUGAAAAAAUCGAACCAAUCCAAAACCAUGGAAAUCUUUCGUAGAAGUUAGUUGCAGCUGGUAACGAUGCAGCAUGCGAGCUUUUUGCACUGUAAGCGCACCCUUAGAGGUUUGCGCACCACCGUCCCGCCCUCUACCUCCGGGCACCAGAUUUCUAGCUUUAAAACUAUUAGGAACGCCACAACCACGCACACUCUACUUCCUAGUCGAAGCAAAAAGUCGCGUCCGCGAAGUGUACGCACAAACAUGCCAUCACUUUUCCAAGCAGGGAAUGCUGGACACCGAACUGUUCGGACUAGCCGUGUUGAUAGAUGGCGAGUAUCUGUUUGCCGAUCCCGAGAGCAAACUAUCCAAGUACGGCCCGAAAAGUUGGCGAUCUUCGCACACACACGGCCUCGACGCAAACGGGAAACCUCUCCUGGAACUACACUUCCGCGUGCAGUUCUACAUCGAGAGCCCGUUGAUGCUGAGAGAUGAAGUAUCGCGCCAUAACUACUACCUGCAGCUCAAGUACAACGCCGUUAACCGGGAUCUUCCGAAGGAGUGCUCAGAGCAAUCGCUUCUGCUGCUCGGAGGUCUUUCUUUGCAGGCUGAUCUCGGGGACUGUCAAGAUGAGAACGGCAGCCAAAUAUGUAGUAGCAGUAGCACUGCAAGUGCAGCAAGCAGCGGUGGCAACACUACCGGUGGAAGCACCAGCACAAACAAUACCAUCAACAACAACACCAGCGUGAACAACGGCAGUAGCAAUAGCAGCACCAGCACCACCACCACCAGCAGCAGCAACAGCAACAAUGGCAGCAGUUGCAACAUAAACAGCUGCAGUACUGGCAAUAAUGAGUAUUUCCGACCAGAAGAAUACAUAAACCCGACGCUUCGUUCUGCCUGGGGUAUUACAGCCCUUACUUCUUGCCAUCGUGAAAACCGGGGAAUGUCCCGGGCCGACGCGGAAACACACUACAUCCGUGAGGCAUGUCACCUUAACGAAGUCAUCAACGCACACGUGUUCCAUAUGAAACUGUCGAAAAAUGAAGUGGGAAUGGGUUCAGUGUUGCUCAGCAUCUACGCCAAGGGAAUACGCAUCGCUGUUGAGAACUCGACGACGACCACUUUCAACUGGCCUAGUAUCGGGAAGCUGAGCUUCGACCGGAAGAAGUUUGAGAUCCGGUCCGGUGACAACAAGAUCACAUUGUACUCGGUCAACGACGACAAAAACAAAAUGAUAUUAGCUUUGUGCAGGGAAACACACCAAUUUUCUAUGAAAAUUGCUCCACGAUUAACAGAAGCGAUCAAGCGAGAGGAGGAGGAAAGCAGUUGUAUUCACGGGUAUCCUUAUCUCUAUUCUCGUGCGCUGAAUCUCCCGUACAAAAGCAAAAGUGACCAACGAAUUUCGGUCAUCUCGAGUACUAGUUCCAACACAACCUCCGGAAUCGUGAGCGAUCGGGUUCAUUCCGAGGAUGAACUGGAAAUCAUUAUCAAUACACCUCCGUCCGCAACGAUAGCAGCUCCGUCGACGGAGAGCCUUGCGCUUGCACAUUUACUAGACUGUCCUAGCGUGAGCCGACAAACUUCUUCUGUGGGUCAGGUAUCAAUAAAGGACCUCGAAGGUACGCUAGCUGCUCUGUCGGUUCGAUCUAAUGCCACUAUUCGGUCGGCAAGUAGCGACAGCACAGAGGUGAAGGAAAGAUCCGUAAAAGAUUGCGACUCAUCCCCCUCGUCGCAGCACAAUAUCGGCUCACAGUGUUCGUCAACAUGCAGCACGGUCGUUGUGGCAAAUGAUUGCAUAAGCUUACCUCAAACUAAUGUCAACGGCACAAUCGAACGGCGUCAAACGUCCACAUGCAGUAGUCUCGAGCUCGGUUAUAGUCACACAGCCCAAAAUAGCACCUUAAGUGUUGCGACCAGCACUUGCCUAGACCAUGACAUCAAUGAGGAGGAAGAGGAAACUAACUCCGGUGUGUACACCCUUACUCAUGCACCACCGACGGAAACUAGUGGAGUGUACACGAUGAACAGCAGUGAGAUGACAGGACAAUCUUCUGAAAUCGCAGAGUCCGAGUCGCACGAAAGUUCACAUUACGGAAGUUUUCAGCCCUGUCAGAGCGAAAUGGCAGAACCCAUGGAAGCGGUAGACUCCGUAGAUGGUGAUUUCAGAGCUCGGUUGGAUAGCAACAUGAACGAGUUCCGCUUACGAUCCGACUCUAACAUAUCGGCAGCCGGGUCUUUUCGAGGCGAUGGCAGCGAUCCAACUGAUAACAAACAUUCUCUACUGAGUGCUGAAGAACUGACGGAUCUUAUUGUUGGACGCGGAACUUACCCAGCGAGGAAAACAGUCAGUCAUACGCUCGACUCGGAUUGCGACUAUGUAACGCUUCCGCUACCACUAGAAGGGGAAAGCUAUCUACAGGGUAGCGAAGACACGGCUCCUACGGAAGACGAGUAUGACGAUGAUGUUCUACCUCCUGCUCCUCCGAAACGGAUCGACAGCAACAUACCAACACAGCGGCAGUCACUUCUUAAUUUGGCAUGCUCCAAUGACUCUCCUCCUCCACCACCGCCAUACAACUCGCAUCAUGAAACCACAGGGCUUCGUGGACCAGAUAUUCGAUCGGACGAAGCUCCUGUGAUUCCUUUGCGAGAUCCCCCUCCAUACCCACAGAAACCAACCAGCAUGGUGCGAGAACGACCAGUACCGGUUCCCAUCAUGCCGACACCUAGCACAACCUGCAUCCCAGCGCCACCACUCUCGGAGGAAGUUCCGGCUCGCUUUAUCACAACCAGGCCUCAAAUCAACAUUUUGAAAGCCCAUACCAGCGUUGUAGGGGAGACGCCAAAGCCUAGCUUCGCAGCGCCCACAGUCAACAACAUAAGUAACCUUUCACAGUCACCAAUUUCUGCAGUGGUAACAGCUGCUUCGUCAACGGCCAGUGCAAUCGGUAUUCCGGUUGUACCGUAUCAUAAAAGCAUUACCUCGCCUCCUCCGCCGUAUCUGGAUAUGCCAAAACCACCUCAUCGAACCUGCGUGUUACUGCCCGUUAUCAAACCUCGACAGUACCAUCCACCACCACCCCCAACAAUACCCCGUCAACCACCACCGCCCCCGCCAACGCAUGCGCUGGCAACUGUCUAUACCGGUCAAUUGGCACGAUCACAGAUCGAACUUUACCAGCAGCAGCUCUACAGCGAUGUAGACUAUGUAAUAUACCCUAUCCAAGAUCCCUCCAUUAGUCAGCAGGAGUAUCUGGAUGCGAAGCAAGGUUCGAUCUUGGCGGCAAUGGCCCAAAGUCCACCUCCACCUCCUUAUCUAGCCUAUCACACGGUACGAGCACAUAACCGCAGCUGGGAUGCCUGCAAGAACCAUGCCAUCUAUCGCAGCACACCUUACCUGUCGAUGGCCCUCUCCUCGAACUCUCGUUACGCAUCAACGCAAAAUCUUUCGGACACGUACGUACAACUUCCAGGAGCCUACUCACCUCUGUACAGUCCUUCCGUUGCCAGUUUGUGCUCCUCGUACGAACCCCCACCGCCGCCACCUCUAAGACCCAGACCCAUCUCGAGCAGCUCGUCAUCUAUGUUUAUCCGUUCGCGAUCCGAUGACAACAUUCUAAACUCGGUAGAAAGUACACCGAAAAUUCGUCGGCUUCCACCGCCUCCUCCACCGCCGUACGAAACCCGUAAAGCGAACCGUAAACCACCGAUUCCCCUUCCGAUCGUAGAGAAGCAAACGCCACCCGCAGCCUCCGCCAAGGCAACAUCACUAAUCGAAAAACCACCGGAAGUACCCGCAAAGCCCAUGCCCACGAAACCAACCGGACCAAGCGCCAAGCUGCAAGCCCAAAUCCGAAAGCAGUACCCCGAUUUCGAUUUCAGCACCCUCAGCACCAACACUUCCAUCGACAUAAAAACCCUUCGGGAAAAAAGCAAAAAUCUAGAUCUUCCUCUUAUAUCUGCCCUCAUGCACGACCGUUCCCUGCUGAAGCAGACCCGUGCCUUCGUUAUGCCCAAGCAUCCUAGCAAAGCGGCAAACGUUAGCCCCCCCGGCAUGCUCAGUACGCCCGCCAGCCCCAACCAGCAGAGUCUGACCGCUCACAAGUCCAAGUACCCGGUGUCCGGUCUCAGCACAACACAGCUCGCCAAGCCACGCAAAUCGUCGGUCGUCAGCCAUCGGCAUCCGAAUGACAAAUUACCUCCGCUACCUGGCCAAACAGCAACCGAGGGUAACAACUACGUCAUGGACCCGACACCGGCCAAACAGAAGAGCUACAGCUCCUCGCAACCCAGUGCCUGAUCCUCGGUCAGCUUUGACUUUCCGGUCAAGCGGCACCAGAUUGGAACAAUUCAAGAGAAUAAAAACGAUAGACUUUCACGUUCGGAAACACAUUGUGUCAUGCUAAAGCUAAGCUAAAUAGUUUUUUUUUUGUCGUUUUAGUUGCAUUUUAAUGAAAUGGACCAUUACAGUUUCGUUCGCUAGUAAGAAAUCGAUAACCUUCCCGAAGGUUUUUUUGUUUUGGCACGAUGUCAUAGUUGUCUAGUAUGUACCUCAAUACUAGACUCGUUAGACGCGACCAGUAAUUCCAUCAGUUUAAGCUUUCCUGCGUGUUUGUAAAUCUCCGAAGCUCGACACGAUCACAAUCGAUGAUCGAUGUAACAAUUUUGGAAUCAGAUAAAAAGAAAAAAGAAUAUCGUACUGCAGAGUAGUCAUUAAUCAGAAUAUUUUCUUUAGAGGAAAUAACUCAGGAUUCUUAUUAACAAAAAAAAAAUUGUUUGUUUAGGCAAAAUUAGUUCUGUUGUAUUUUCUUAGUUUUAGUGAGAGAAAAAAAAACCUAACUGUAAAUAGGACUUCGAGAAGAAGAGAAAUGACAUAACACAUUCACACAUAAGAAAUUAUCUUUCGGGUUGAAGUUCUUUCCUAAACGUUUUUGGCAUGAUUGAAAACAGAAAAUCGGUGUUUAAUCCUUCAAGGUGUCAACACAAAAUAUCCAUGCAAGUCGUGCCAAAUUUACUCGCUAAGUAGUUCGCAAAGGAUUAUUAAACAAAAAAAAAACAUACAUUCUUGAUCGCUAGUAUAGAUAGAGUAUAUAGAAUGCCACACAAGGAGGACAAGACUAAUGAUUAGAAUAAAAACAAGAAGUAAAGUAAAAGCAAUAAAACUUUCUUAUCGAAAUGUUUACAAACAAUCUGUAUAGAUAAGUAUUCGUCGGUCGCGAUGAUGGAGAGAAAGACCCCUGCUUAUUUUGAAAAGUGAAGCAAAACAAAAUCUGAACAGAAAAUGGAAUUCUACACUCAAAGUGAGUCGCCAUAUUUAUUUAAUACUGAACGGAAAACGGAGUGCAUGUGUGAUAGGGAAAACAUUUUAUGCAGUUUGUCUUUUUUUCUGGAAGUGACAUGAAACACAAAAUACACCACAGGGGCAAGUAGAUUGAUAAUGGUACGUUUUUGCUCAAAUUACCUACUGUAGGAACAUUGGUAUAAGUAAUUGAGGUGCACAAGCGCAUUGGAUUAGGAUAGUGUUGAAUUUUAUUUAAAGCGAUAUUUUAUUUUUAUUUUUUUCUUUGUUUAAAGCGAAACGAUGGUAUCAAUCAACGUAGGGAAACUACUGACAACAAAACACGAGUACGAACUGUUUUAGGGAGUAGUAAAGUAAUCGUUAUGUUUUUUUCCUAUAGAUAUUUUUAAUAGAUUUUUAUUAACAUUCUCUUUGCUCUAUACAACACAGCUAUGGUUGAUAUAUGUACAGAACAAUUUAAGGUGUAAAGUAAAGCUACUUGUAGGUUAGUUAUUAUUUGAAUUUUCUUCUUUAUAAGAAAAAAUCCACAGAAUAAAAUCAAAACUGAAUCAAAAACAAA
Messenger RNA from Wyeomyia smithii (pitcher-plant mosquito), 6884 nucleotides. It is a transcript of the gene ex, whose product is annotated as protein expanded. Gene Ontology annotation, biological process: positive regulation of hippo signaling. Lineage: Eukaryota; Metazoa; Arthropoda; Insecta; Diptera; Culicidae. The transcript has 6 exons. The coding region runs from base 1115 to 5326 and encodes 1403 amino acids. Gene Ontology annotation, cellular component: cytoskeleton; cytoplasmic side of apical plasma membrane. The record is from RefSeq and is a predicted model, not a curated record.